Paramecium pentaurelia is the source of this 749-nucleotide messenger RNA. Lineage: Eukaryota; Ciliophora; Oligohymenophorea; Peniculida; Parameciidae. The record is from the annotation of a GenBank genome assembly.
UUAUGGAUCAUUAUCACUUUCUAUUUAAAUAUAUUAUAGUUGGUGAUACUAGUGUUGGAAAAUCAUGCAUAUUGUUAAACUAUACAGAGAAGAAGUUUAAUGAAGACCAUGAAACUACAAUCGGAGUAGAAUUUGGAAGUUAAUUAUUAAAAAUCAAUGACAGGACAAUUAAGAUUUAAAUUUGGGACACUGUAUUUUUGUAUAUAUGAUUUGAAGGCUGGAUAAGAGAGCUUUAGAUCAAUAACAAGAUCUUAUUAUAAAGGGUAUGAUUGAAAUAAAUUAGAUCUAUUGGAGUAGUUCUAGUAUUUGAUUUAACAAAGAAAGACACCUAUUAUAAUGUGAUGAAAUGGCAUAAUGAAAUAUUAGAUUGCACACAUGAAUUUGUAGAAGUUAGUUUAGUUGGCAAUAAAUUAGAUUUAGAAUCAGAGUACAAAAAUAUAUUGAUCUAUAAAGACGUCAAGUUUCUACAAAAGAGGCCCUUGAAUAUGCUUAAUAAAAUAAAAUGAAUUAUUUGGAAACAUCUGCAAAAACUGGAUAGAAUAUAGAUAAAGUAUUUGAGGAUAUCGCUUAAAGAAUAUUAGUAAAAAUUGACAAUAAGGCAAUUGAUUAUACAUAAGAAGUAAGAAUAUUAUUGACAAAAGGUUUAUGGAAUAAAAUUAGGACCAUACUUUCAGAAUCCAAAAUAAGUAACAAACACAUCUUCAACUCUAAAAUCAGAACCAGAAAAGAAGGAUAAAACAUGUUGUUGA